CACCACUACAACAGCUCUUUAUCGUACACCACUGAAUUCACCAUCAGGACAUUGUUUCUCACUAUAUAUACCUACCAAAUCGAUAGAUAACCCGCUAAUCAGCUGCAAACACCCCAUCCCGGGCGUUUCUGCCCAAGCCAACCCCUCCAAAGACCAGCAAAUCGACCACCAUGGCCGCCACAACGACCACCUCGUCCUCGUCCAGAGACCCUGUCGCCACCAUCCUCAACCACGCCGCGCAUUCCUACAGCUUCCGCUUCUCACCGUUCCUCCGCCAGACGUACCAGGUCGGCCUCUCCCCCGACCGGCCGAUAUGCAAGGCCUUCCAGGCGGGCAGCUGCCCCAACGGCACGCGCUGCUCGGAGCGCCACGUCUCGGACGGCCGCUCCAAGGACGGCUCGCAGCAGCAGCAGCAGCAGCAGCACCCGUCGGGCGGGCUCAACUCGCUGGUGUGCAAGCACUGGCUGCGCGGCCUGUGCAAGAAGGGCGAGCAGUGCGAGUUUUUGCACGAGUACAACCUGCGUAAGAUGCCCGAGUGCAACUUCUUCAUGCGCAACGGCUACUGCUCCAACGGCGAGGAGUGUCUGUACCUGCACGUCGAUCCGCUGUCGAAGCUGCCGCCGUGUCCGCACUACGACAUGGGCUUUUGUCCGCUGGGCCCGCUGUGCGCGAAGAAGCACGUGAGGAGGAAGUUGUGCGUGUACUAUCUCGCGGGCUUCUGUCCUGAUGGGCCGGAGUGCAAGAUGGGCUCGCAUCCCAAGUGGUCCAAGGAUCUGGAGAAGCCUGUGCCCAAGAGCGCGGAGAAGAGCGAGGAUGAGAUGAAGCCGGAUAUGCGGCAGAUGUUUGGGGGAGACGAUGAUGGGGAUCGGUUUAGGGAUGGGGGGAGGGGGGAGAGGGAGGAUCGCGGGCAUGGGAGACAUGGAAGGGGAGGAGGGGGGAGAUGGAGAGGCGGAGGGGGACGAGGGAGGUAUAGGAGUAGGGGCCAUUGAGAGGAUGCUGAAUGGGGGUUAUGAUUACGAUGUGGGAAGAAGUUUGGGAGGACUCAUGGGUUGUUACGAUAUAUAUAUCAUUGCUUUACUUUUCGAGCCCAUAAUGAUACCCCACUGGGAUAGAGGCUAUAUGGGAGGGAACAGGUUUACUUGGUUUCACAUUGAGCGUUAUAUAGGGAAAUUAGCAUACGGUCUUCUGGAAUAAAGGGAAACACGAGAGGAUCCAAGUA
Molecule: messenger RNA, 1219 nt
Organism: Trichoderma atroviride IMI 206040
Lineage: Eukaryota; Fungi; Ascomycota; Sordariomycetes; Hypocreales; Hypocreaceae
Molecular function (GO): metal ion binding; RNA binding
Source: RefSeq, a predicted model, not a curated record